Molecule: messenger RNA, 2408 nt
Organism: Nicotiana attenuata
Lineage: Eukaryota; Viridiplantae; Streptophyta; Magnoliopsida; Solanales; Solanaceae
Product: protein SIEVE ELEMENT OCCLUSION C
Exons: 7
Coding region: 125-2224 (699 amino acids)
Biological process (GO): phloem development
Source: RefSeq, a predicted model, not a curated record
AGACAGACACACACGUAUUCUUUGAGAUAUUACUCAGAGUAAUAUUAGCCUGUUUUAAGUUGCAUAACAAGAGUGCGAGUGUGGUCUUUAGUUCCUAUGAUCCAGAGAGCAAGUCAACUGUUCUAUGCGACCUCUCGAUCUGUCAACUUUCUUCACUUCCAGCCCCAUGAGUUUGUUGCAACAAUUUGAUCCAUGUUCCCUGUCAUCUAUAGAAGAUGAUCUAUUGAUUAAGAAGAUUCUCCAAACCCAUGAUCCUGAUCCUGAUGGUCGUGAGCUAGAUUCUAGUCAAUUGCUUCUUGUCAUUGAGAGCACCAUGCAUUUCAUCUCACCUAAGUUCUCUUAUCCUCGAAGCGAUUGUAUAAAUUCAUGGAAUUUCGAAGUGUUUGGAUUUGAAGGAAAGCUUGGAUACACCGUUAAUAAGAUCUCACAUAGGAUUCUGUGCAAAUGCUAUGAGGAUGGAGACUUACACGCAGAAACUAUGAUGUUGUUUGAAACUUUAGGCCCUUUCAAAUGGGAUGCUAAAGUAGUUUUAACACUUGCAGCAUUGGUGUCAAAAUAUGGCGAGCUUUGGCUCAUAAUGCAGCUAGUCCAUCACAACUCUCUGGCAGCUUUAACUGCAGCACUUAAGCAAAUGCCUCGAGAGUUAAACACGUUAAAUAUACAAUUUAAAGCUUUGAACUUGUUGUUCGAUACUAUGAUAGAGGCAGCAAAUCUCGUCCUCGAGUUUGAAGGCUUGCCUUUGCAACAACAACUUUUGGAUGAUGAGGCUAUUGUUGUUACAAAGUCAAAGAUGUACAUAACAAUCUACUGGAUUUUAAGAAGCUCAAUCUCAUGCGCUCCUCUCAUCGCAGAUUUCAGGACCAUGAAAGAUAACCAAGUGCAUGUUUUUUCCCUUCAUUUACUUAUUCAGUAUAUAAUACUUAUCUCAUAUUCUGGAAGUUACUUUUCUCUUCACCACAUGGACUGUAUUCAGCUUGAAAGAAGGUUUCCUGAAAAGAUACGCCAUCUUUUUGAACUCUCCCAUUGUCACAAUCAAGAGGUGCUUCAUGUGUUAUUCUCAUCGACAAAUGACUUACCAUUGAAAGAUAGUUCACGAGAAAAGUAUUUUGGCAUCCAAGAACUGGAAAACAAGGUGGUCAUACUCUUGAUCUCAAAGCCAGAACUCAUGGCCGUGGAGAAAAUAUUUUAUCUAGUGCACCAAAUGCAUGAUCAUCCCUUACAUAAAAAAAUUGGAGCAAGCUAUGCUAUUUUAUGGGUCCCAAUUCCAUCUUCACACACCUGGAAUUUGACUGAUGAAAUGAAUUUCAAGUUUCUGUCAAAUUCAUUGCCCUGGUUCUCAAUCCGAUGCCCGUGGUUACUACAUUCAGCUGUUAUAAAUUUUAUUAGAAAAGAAUGGAGCUAUAAAGAGGAACCCAUAAUGGUGGUAUUAAGCACUGAUGGUGUUGUCACAAACUUAAAUGCUAUUGAUAUGGUAUGGCUAUGGGGGGCCAAAGCAUUUCCUUUUUCAGCCUCAAGAGAAAAAGAGCUGUGGGAACAGGAAAACAAGAUCUUCCAGCUUUUAAUUGAUGGGAUUGAUCCUUUUUUGACCAAUUUGGUAGAUGAAGGUAAACAUAUUUGCUUUUAUGGAAGUGACAAGAUUAGUUGGAUCAGAGACUUUAACAACACAUUACAGAAAAUCAAAAAUAGCAUGGGAAUUCAGCUUGAAGCUAUUUAUGUUGGCUAUAGAAAUCCGCUUAAUAAAGAUGUUGGGAAUAUUUUAGACAUCAGCAUGGAAGAAAAUUCGAGUAUUUUCCUAUCUACGGCGAAGAUGAAGUUGUUCUGGCUUAGACUGGAGAGCAUAAAAAAUUCAGUUGCUAGACUAGAUCAGGCAGCUCACUAUAACAGCAUCAUACAACCGUUACUCGAUGCUUGUGAAACGUCGACUGAUUGGAUGAUAAUUGGAAAGGGAUCAUCAACUGAUAUAAUAAUCCUCAAGGGGAGACAAGUCCAAGAAUGCUUAAAUCUUGUUCCAGAAUGGGCACAAAAAGUCGCGAAAUUGGGGUUAUUUGGUGCUAUUCGAUGUGCUAUGGAAUCUCCUCUGCCUGUUAAACCCUGCUAUCACAAUGAGAUCCUUCAAUCUGAAGAAGGAUUGACUGAAGAAUUUGUAUUUUGCUCCCGCUGUAAGCGUCCUGUGGAAAAGUUUGUUGUCUAUCAGUGUAAUGUAACAGAGUCAGCAGAAGAGUAGGCCAAGAUUGAUUAGCUUUUGAAAUAAUAUAUGGUUUUCAUAGAGAGGUAAAAGAGUUUGCUUAUUAAGUUUUUGCACAACUCAUUGUAACUAGGCAUUCUGAUGAGUGAUAUCACCUUUAACAUCAAAUUUCAGAAACAAAUGUAAUGCAUGCAGUACCAUGCAUGUUUUGUAUUUCUGAUGA